Messenger RNA from Naegleria gruberi, 1770 nucleotides. RefSeq names its product viral resistance protein. Bases 19 to 1755 code for a protein of 578 amino acids. The record is from RefSeq and is a predicted model, not a curated record. Gene Ontology annotation, molecular function: protein binding. The transcript has a single exon. Lineage: Eukaryota; Heterolobosea; Eutetramitea; Acrasida; Naegleriidae.
AAAAAAAGCAAAAACACUAUGGUCAGAACCAACGAUGGAGCCAGAAAGAGAAGUCAUCAAGUAAUUAAUGUUGACGAUGAUGACGAUGAAGAAUUCAUUGAAUUGGAUACAAUAGACGACGAAGAAGCAGAUUCCGAAGUGAUCAAUGUUUAUCAUCAUCAACAAGAAUUCGAACCAUCACGAAAAAAGAUUAAAUUUGAAGAAUUUGAUCAAGAAGCAAUGGUUUCUGAUGGCAACACUUCCGGUUCACCUUUCUAUGCCAGUAAUGAAAGUAGUAAUGUAUUCUGUUCGGAUGUAGUUUCCAAGAUUAUGCAAUAUUUACCCUAUUUUCAAACCAUUCGCUUGAUGAGUGUUUCGUCUGAGUGGAAACAAGCACAAUGUGGAGUGACUAUGGCCUACAUUAAAGAAACGAUCAAGAGUACUGUUCUGAAAAAGUUUAUUGGUAGUCCAUGCUUUAAGAAUCUUGCCUGUUUGGAUGUUCGUGCAAAUUUGAAACCUAAAGCAUGGCAAUGGAUAUUCAAAGCAUGUGUUAAUUUGACUCAUUUGAGAAUAAGACAUUUGAAUUGUACAGUUCUUGGACCUGAUGUACAUAACACAAAUUUGAGCAAAUUGAAGACUAUUGUAAUUGACGAUUGUUCAUUUUCUCCUGGAAAAACAGCAGAUCUCAAAUAUGCCAUCAAUAAUCCAUACUUGUACAAUUUAAGAGUAGUAUCUGUGAACAAUAUUGGACGUACGGUAUAUAAAUCUCUUCUUUCUGUUAAAGAGAGAUUGACAGAAUUGAAAUUGGAAAAUAUAUCUACAAAGCUUGGUCCUUUUCCUUCAUCCUUUGAAAUAUUUUCACUUACAAAAUUGGAUUUGAAAUUUACCACUAUACCAGUAGCUCAAAUUUCAUCCAUAGUUACUGCCAUUUUUUCAAACUCGAAAUUUAUUCAACUCACUCACCUACGUUUGAAAGCAAGCCCUUCUCAAGUUAUCACACUUGCUGAUACUACCACUACUAUAGGUAAAGAAUCCAACCUUGUCUAUCUAAAUAUUGGAGGUUUUGGUGAUGCAUUUCUUGUACAAUUGUUCAAGAUGAAGAUGGAAAAAUUACAAUAUCUGUAUAUUGAUAGGGUAGAUAGCCCAGAAGUUUUUCAAGAGUUAGACAACAACUUGACUAUAUCCGGUUUGAAAACGUUAGCCAUUCGUCACAUACACGCAAACUGUCAAGAAGAACUUGUAUCGAUUCCAGAGAAAUUUCCACAACUCGAGUUCCUUGAAAUUAAUCAAUGUACUUAUGUGGAUGAUAUUGAACACUUAUUAAUUUAUCCAUAUACACACUUGAAGAGAUUAUCCUUGAAAUGGUCUAUUGGAAAAUUAAUUAAUACUGAUAUUGGAGUUGGUACAGCAUUUGAAAAUCUAGACAAAUUGACCUUACAUAUUAUACCAAAGACAACCAUUGAAAAUUACAAGACAAUGUCAAUCACUAUGGAUUCAGACUUUUCAAAUAUUAAGGAAAUUAUUUUGAACACUCCUAUUACAUCAUUGGCUCGAGCAAUGUAUUCUGCUCCAAUGAAUAAGGUAACCAGGUUGGAUGUCACCAUUUAUGAUGCAGAAAGUGCACAAGCUUUGAUUCAGAAUACAUCAUUCGAAAAACUUCGUAUUAUCAGAGUGAGAUAUGAUCCAGUUGUAUUGGAAUCUGGUUCACUUGAUGCCAUCAUUAGAAUAUUUAAAAAUCAUAAUCUGAAACUCUACUUUUAUCAUAAUUCAAAAUAAAUAUUCAUUGGCUCG